Mauremys mutica (yellowpond turtle) is the source of this 735-nucleotide messenger RNA. RefSeq names its product zinc finger protein 620-like. The record is from RefSeq and is a predicted model, not a curated record. NCBI's taxonomy places the organism in Eukaryota, Metazoa, Chordata, Testudines, Geoemydidae. Gene Ontology annotation, biological process: regulation of DNA-templated transcription. The transcript has 3 exons. The coding region runs from base 129 to 725 and encodes 198 amino acids.
CAGGGUGGGGGUGGGAUUUUGCUACUCUGGCCCUCCCAGAGCUUCCAUUUCUUUAACCUUCCUGCCACGUGACUAGUGGGAUUGUGGCUGGAGCAGCAGGUAAUGACCGGGGCCUUUUGGUGUUUCAGAUGCCAGUGACCUUCGAGGAGGUGGCUGUGUAUUUCACCCAGGGGCAGGGGGCUCUGCUGGACCCCGCUCAGAGAGCCCUCUACAGGGACGUCAUGCAGGAGAACUACGAGACGGUGACCUCGCUGGGAUUCCCCCUUGCCAAACCUGAACUGAUUGUCCGGCUGGAACGAGGGGAAGAGCCUUGGUUGCCCGAUCUCCGGACCUACAAUGACAGAAGGUUUCCAAUAUGCAUCCAUACAGCAGGAGCUGAGCGAGGGAGUGAGAAUGAAGAGGAAAAUCAUCAUGAGGAAGUUCCUGGGGAAGUGGAACCACAGGGGACCUUUGUGGGAAGAGCUGAAGGCCAUUUUCCCCAGUGCUUGGAGGAGGCAGAAGCCUGGGAAAAUUGGCUCAGGUCAGAGAGGCUUCUGGGAAACUACCCAGGGAAGAAAUUGGAUGAAUCUAUUAAUGGUGAGAGAGAAGAGGAGGAUCCCAGAGCGCAGCAGACAAAUCCCAAGGAAGAGACAUCCUGGCACUACCUUCAGUGUGGGAAAGGAUUCAUUGUGCGAUCACAGCUUGUGAAACCUCAGGCAAUCCAUACUGGAGAGAAACCCCUUUAAUGCUUGGACC